CGCUACCGGUUCGCAUCAUUCUGGUUUUUACAACUUAUACAGUUCAUACUUCACUGAUUCACUGUCUCUCCUCUCCGGCAAAACUCCCCUUUGCAUUUCGCUGAUAGGAAUACCGUCUUUCUCCUCACAUUGUUGGACAUUCUCCCGCGAUUUUCAGGUAGCCGUUUGUUACUGCUCAAUGUUGUGAAAUGACAUUGAAACCCCGGACUACCAUAAACAAUUAUCAUUCGGCCCUACUCAGGCAGCCAAUAAAACUCUAGUGAGAAGUAAAAUUUUCCAGUAAAAUGAAGAAAUCACCAUUACCUGUGCAAAACAUUUGUGGGACUCCGAAGAAUAUUUGUGGGAAGGAGGCUUUGGUCAAAAUCUUGAGAUGGCAUUUUGGGCAUUCUGAAUUUCGAGGCAAGCAGCUAGACGCCAUUGAAGCUGUAUUAUCAGGAAGGGAUUGUUUUUGUCUCAUGCCCACUGGAGGAGGAAAGUCAAUGUGUUAUCAGAUUCCUGCUCUGGCAAAACAUGGGAUCGUCCUUGUUGUUUGUCCGCUUAUAGCUUUGAUGGAAAACCAAGUGAAAGCCUUGAAGGAGAAGGGCAUUGGAGCUGAAUUUCUGUCCUCAACUCAAACAUCCACUGUUAAGGACAGGAUUUACGAGGACCUGAACUACGGAAAACCUUCCCUGAAGCUUCUGUACGUGACUCCGGAGUUGAUAGCAACAUCAGGUUUCAGCGCAAAGUUGUCAAAAAUUCAUGGCAGAGGGCUGUUGCAUUUGAUUGCCAUAGAUGAGGCACAUUGCAUUUCAUCGUGGGGCCAUGACUUCAGGCCAAGCUACCGGAAAUUAUCUUCUUUGAGAGACAUCCUUCCAGAUGUCCCAAUUUUGGCGUUGACCGCAACUGCUGCACCAAAGGUUCAGACUGAUGUGAUUCAAUCAUUAUGCUUGCGUAAUCCUCUAGUCCUAAAAUCAUCCUUCAAUCGCGCUAAUAUAUAUUAUGAAGUUCGAUAUAAAGAUCUUCUGGAUGAUACUUAUGCUGAUUUAUGCGGGGUAAUAAAAUCCCGUGGAGAUGUCUGUGGAAUUAUCUACUGCCUUGAAAGAUCGGCUUGUGAUACUCUGGCCGUCCACUUGUCAAGUAAUGGCAUAUCAUGCGCUGCUUACCAUGCAGGUUUGAACAAUAAAUUACGAAGCUCCGUCUUAGAUGAUUGGAUUUCUUCGAAGAUACAAGUAGUUGUUGCCACAGUUGCAUUUGGAAUGGGAAUAGAUAGAAAGGAUGUAAGAAUUGUCUGUCACUUCAAUAUCCCGAAGUCAAUGGAAGCAUUUUAUCAAGAGUCUGGUAGAGCUGGACGUGAUCAGUUGCCGUGUCAAAGUAUCUUAUAUUAUAGCAUUGAUGAUCGCAAGAGAAUGGAGUUUAUUUUGAAAAAUCCUCAAAGCAAGAAGUCAGAGUCCUCAAGCUUGGCAGAUGCAUCGUCGAAGAAGUCACUCGAUGAUUUUAGACAGAUGGUUGAGUACUGUGAAGGUUCUGAUUGCCGUAGGAAGAAAAUUCUUCAUUGCUUUGGGGAACAGGCCCCUGCAUCUCUCUGUAGAAAAACCUGUGACGCCUGCAAACAGCCAAGUUUAAUUGCCAAGUACCUGGAGCAGUUAAGUUCCUCUGCAGCUCGACAGAGAAACGUGUUGUCUCGAGUUGUUAUAAACAGUUCCUCAAACAUUGUUGAUGGAGAAAAGUAUAGCGAAUUUUGGAAUCGCAGUGGUGAUAAAUCUUGUGAUUCUGAGGAAGAAAUAUCUGAUUCUGAUGAUGACGAUGAAGUAUUGAAGAGCUCGAGCUGCUCAAGCUUGCCAUCAAAGUCUCGUUUAAGUGAAAAACUUGAUAUUUUGGAGCGAGCAGAAGAAAAGUAUUAUCAGAACCAAGGAUCUCAAAAAGAGACUAAUAGAAAAGACAAAAAUUUGAUAUCCGACGCAUUAAGAGAAUCAUGCAAGCAAAGACUGGCGAACGCUUUAAAGGAGACUCAACAGCGGCUUGGCAGGGUUAACAUUGAAUCAGCUGUCACCAUCCUUGAAAAUGAAUGCUACAAGAAAUGUGAAAAAGGCGGGAAAUCUUUUUACAUUUCACAGAUGGCUAGUACAGUAAGGUGGCUAUCAACUGCAAGUCUAACCGAUCUAACUACCAGGCUGCAAACCAACGUCCCAAAUAUGGGAAACUUGAAGCAAAAGAAGGAAGAAUCCAUUCCAGAGUCAUCAACUUCCUCCUCAAAUAACUCCAUUAAACCUAUGAAGGAAGAAGUUAUCCAUGAAAAAGCUAGAGUUCAUCCACCUGCAGCAGCUCAAACAUCAGAUAUCGCGGUUAAAAAAAUAGUGCUACCACCUGUUCCUUCAUUCUCUGAUUUUGUGAGGAGCACGAAAGUGAAAGGUGGUCAAGCCGUUCAUCAUUCUAACUCGAAAAGGAAUUCAGGUGAUGUUUCUGGUACUGCAGACAAGAGGAUGAGGUCGCAGUAGUCUUACAUUAAUUAGUAGUGGCAUUUCUCUUUGACAUUCUGUACUUUAUUUAACAUCUUUCUCAUCUCAUACUUGACAAUGUUGUCAUGUCGUAAAUCCAGUAGUAAUGGGAACUCUCUAGCAACAUUUUUAUUGACUUUA
Molecule: messenger RNA, 2615 nt
Organism: Spinacia oleracea (spinach)
Lineage: Eukaryota; Viridiplantae; Streptophyta; Magnoliopsida; Caryophyllales; Amaranthaceae
Product: ATP-dependent DNA helicase Q-like 3
Exons: 21
Coding region: 285-2474 (729 amino acids)
Biological process (GO): double-strand break repair via homologous recombination
Cellular component (GO): chromosome; cytoplasm
Molecular function (GO): ATP binding; nucleic acid binding; four-way junction helicase activity
Source: RefSeq, a predicted model, not a curated record